Molecule: messenger RNA, 3822 nt
Organism: Folsomia candida
Lineage: Eukaryota; Metazoa; Arthropoda; Collembola; Entomobryomorpha; Isotomidae
Product: serine/threonine-protein kinase pdik1l-B
Exons: 2
Coding region: 1996-2940 (314 amino acids)
Biological process (GO): protein phosphorylation
Molecular function (GO): ATP binding; protein kinase activity
Source: RefSeq, a predicted model, not a curated record
AAAAGCUAAACGACCAAGCGCCGUACAUAAGUGUCCCUAUCGGAAUUUAAAAAAACUAACUAAUACGUACCUACAUAAGUACUUAUUUUGAAGUCCGUACCAUUUGCUCCAAUCUAUAAAUAAUAUUUAAAUCAUUUAUGUCUAACAGUUUGUAAAUGGCAUCGAAAUUCAACAUGUAUUUCUGAUGAUAAAAUUCGAAUUUAACAAAUUUUUAUAAAUUUAUUUUUACAAACUUUUAUAGAUGUAUUUUUACAAAUUUUUAUAAAUUUAUUUUACAAACUUUUAUAGAUGUAUUUUUACAAAUUUUUAUAAAUUUGAACAAAAAAUCUCUAAAUCUGGAUUACAUGGAUUAUCAAAGCUAAUACACAUUUUUCCAUCUUCACGUUGUAAGUUUGGAAGAAAACUUGCACAAUAAUUUUAAAAGGUUUGAAAGUAUUCAAAUCUAGCAAUCUAGUUUGAAAUUAUGAAUAUUGAGGCAAUUCAAUGGUAACUCGUAAAUUCGGUAAGUUUUGUAAAAUAAUUUUACAUGCUUUUACAAAAUAAAGAGACACCCUUGAUCUGAGAAAACUUAUAAAAACUUUUGUAAGCUAAUUUUCCUCAGAAAUAUUUGUAAAAUUUUGAGAAAGCUUGUAAGGUUAUAAAAUUUAUGGAUUUUACAAUUCUACCAAACCCCUGCGUGAAUCCCCUUAAUAUUUUUCGCGACAAAUUGCCGAACACCUGGUUAACUGCAAGGCUUAGAGAGUAUUAUUCAUAACUUACUUUCUCCGUCAAAAUGGGACAAAGUGAAAGUGAAAGUUGGCCUAAAGCCAAAAAUAAAAUAAACCUGAGCAGAAAUAUUAAGUGUUUACAUUUUGGUGAAUCUAUUCAUCCGAACGAGCAGUUUUCAUGAGGCAGAGUGCAAUUUAUAAGUAUUGCUCCAUUUUUCAGUGUCACUUACAUAUGUAUGUAACACCAUUUAUCAGAUAAUACAACAUUUUCAGAAAUAUCUACUAUGAGAAUACUCACAUUAACCUUGGCAAAUUAAUUAAGGAUAACCUGCGAAGUUUUGCAAAUUUGCAAGACUUCACUAAACUUUUGUUGGAAAACGGUGAGAAUUUUUUCGCAAAUUUAUCGAGCAACUAUGGGCAUGUUUUUAUUUGGCAAAAUAAUUUCUCAACUUCAUUCUCACCAUCACCAGCAAGAAAAAUUACAGAAACCAUAUCAAAAUAGGUGUUUUUACAAGUUUCUUUGCGAGAUUUGCAAAAUAAAUUUUUUGAGCUUCGCAAAUUUGCUAAAUGUACAUAUUGUAAAUAACAUAUUAUCUUGAGUACGCCUCAGUAUUCCUGCUGAUAUUUUUAGUGGACGAAAGAAAAUUACUCGACAGAUAAUAUUAACAGAAGAUAACUGAGCGAGUGAGUAAGAUUGGGUAAAAUUUGUUCCAAAAUUACGAAAAGUUUACAAAUUGCACUCUUUUCCAAAUAUCUAAAAAAAAUUGUCCCUACUUUCAUCGAAAACAACGUUUUCACAGUAUAUACGUACCAAUUUUCAGGUUUUUAUUUACUAAAUAAUUUCAGAUCUAGGAAUAACGAAACGUAUCCAAAAUGUGUUCAUGCAAUUUCACACAAAGAAAUGUAAGAAAUAUCAGUUUUUCAAAUUUUUACUGCAUAAACAUUGUAUUUUUAAGAUAAAAAUACAAUCGUUCUCGUCACAUCGAAUCCCAUGCAUUUAUUACAUAACUCGACUCACAAUUUUUAAUAAUUAUCACCCGCACGAUAUUUUAUCAGGUGACAGAUACAUAAAUAUAUGUAAGCUUAUCCCCUUAUCGAUGAGCCAUUCUUUCCUGCGAAUUUCCACUUAUCAUCACCAACGCACCCGUUGAUGAACCUUUGAUUCAUCGCACUGGGUUCAUUUCCAGUUAAUCCAUCUCAUUUCACACAUCAACGUUGAAUUUUGCAUAAAUUUCGUUUCACAGUUCUUUCACCGCUUUAACGUUUCCCGGAAUUCCUACCGAAAGCAAUGGCUGAGCAGUACAUGCAACAUCUCACCAUCGAGAAGAUCCUUGGUGCCGGCUGUUUCGGCUUCGUCUUCCAAGUCGCUCACCCCGAGAAGCCCCUUUCCGCCCACAAACUCUUCUUGGCCAGUUCUAACUCUGCCCAAAAUGAUAACAACCCCACAACCCUUCAAGAAUUUGAACGAGAAGGCAACAUGCUUGACAUGGAUCAUCCCAACGUUGUUCAUCUCCACACCAUUGAAGUAAUUCCCGUCCGUAUCAACAUUCUCGAAUGGUACAAAAAUUCUCUACCCGAGUCCGAACACGGCACCGUAUUCGAUAGACUGACAUACCACACAUUUGGACCCAAAGUGGAGCGAAAUUUCCCCAUAAUUCGCAUCACAAUGCAACUUUGUGGGCCUUCCUUGAAAAAAUGGCUGGAAUCUGCAACCACGCAAAAUACUGAUGCGGAUUUCACCUUCCGCCGCCAAAUUGGCGAAGGGCUUAUCAACGGAUUAAGAUAUCUUCACGAAGAAAAAAGCGUCAUUCAUCGCGACCUUAAGCCGGACAACGUCUUAUUUUCGAACGGUGACGGUUUCGUCCUGCCAGUAAAAAUUGGUGAUUUUGGUCUAUCCCGACCCUUCGAAGGGGAAGGAUCAGGAUCAAAAAGUGCAGGUGUUGGGUCACACCUGUAUCGAGCCCCGGAAGUUGGGGGGGAACACGAUCCGUCAGCAAGAUACAGCCAAAGAGCGGAUUUGUUCUCAUUGGGUUUAAUUUUGUGGGAAGUUUUUGAAUUAAUUCCAUUGAAAGAACGAUAUACGCUUUUUGAUGAGUUGGUUAAUGACAGGGAUGAAAAUGUUGUACAAGAUAAUGAUAUCUUUCCACGUUUGAAAGAUGCAAUUAUUGGUCUUACUAAGAAACAUUCGAAAGAUAGGAUUCAGUCUAUCGCUGAAGUUGAUCCGUUUUCCUAAUAAUUAAUUACUUUCGGGAAAUAAUAUGCAUUUUGCAUUAAAAAAUCCUCAAGUAUAACAUUAUCAAGAUUAAUGUAUUAUUUAAUUAAUAAUGAAAUGUAAUAAUUAAGAUAGAUAUAUACAAUGAAAUAGUGAUUUUUUCGCGCUCUAACGAUUUUCGAGUUAGAUGGCUUAAAAGUUGCGUAAUAUUUAGUAGAUCAAAAAUCCGUAAUAAAAUUGGGGUGGUCCUCCAGCAGUUUUCGAGAUUUGAGCCAAAAUGUGCGAAUUUUUUGCUAAUUUUGAGAAAUUAAAGUUUUGACCAAACCUUUGCUUUAGAAUGGCUCCAAAUAAUUUUAAAAAUUAUUUUGGACCAGAAUUUGGCCGCUGCCUCGACUUCGGACCCCAAUUUUCCGAUAUAUUGAACUUUGCAAAAUAAUUGCAUAUUCCGUAUUAGUUUAUCCACGAUCGAAUUAUGGAAUUUUGGUUUGCAUGGUAAGGUAACCCAUAGGUCUAAUCAUCGAGCUAAAGGUUUAGAUAGAAUCCGUUAUUUAUUCCGAAUUUUUUAAACGAACUAGUAAUGUUGUUACUAAUUGGAAAUUAUGUAAAUAUGCAUGUAUGUAACUCUUCGACGUUUGUUAUUGUGGCCUUAAAUUUGGAGAGCGCAGUUAGAACACAUUUGAAAAACAAAUUUGAACGAAAUCCAAAUUAUAAUAUGAAUAAUGAAUUUCUGUUUAACAUUACAACUAAUGCCUGAUACGUCCUGUAGCCAAUUAGAAAUUUUGAAAUUAAUGCAAAGUUUUGUUAACCACUCGGGAUGUUGUUAAUGCCGCGUCGACUUGUUAAUAAAAGCGAUUAGCACGGCAACUUAUCUAAUAUUUUAUGGCACUAGAUAAGACACUCAUA